This is a messenger RNA of Argiope bruennichi, 2956 nucleotides long. Its product is annotated as WD repeat-containing protein 26-like. Gene Ontology annotation, cellular component: GID complex. The transcript has 14 exons. Bases 274 to 1995 code for a protein of 573 amino acids. The record is from RefSeq and is a predicted model, not a curated record. NCBI's taxonomy places the organism in Eukaryota, Metazoa, Arthropoda, Arachnida, Araneae, Araneidae. Gene Ontology annotation, molecular function: protein binding. Gene Ontology annotation, biological process: proteasome-mediated ubiquitin-dependent protein catabolic process.
CGUCACAUUUCGACAGAGAAGCUACCAGCUGAGAUUUUGCUAUUGGCUAUGUUUACAAAAGUUGAUGGUGGUGUCCGUGUAUUAGUGAGCGCGACGGAUGAGGUAUUUAAUGAUAUCUUGAUGGAUAUCGUUUAAGGAUUGGAAUACAAAAUUAAAGUGGAAUAAAAUAAAGUCGCAUUUCUAGCAAGCCUGGCAUCGAGUGCAGAUUCCGACGACGGUGGAGUAUCUCCCCCACCCUUAAAAAAGCAGCGCCUUUCUGCAGUCAGUAGUAACAUGCAAGCCAGUAAUGGUUGUCAUAAUGGUGAAACAGCUUCUACUAGUAAUGACUUGCAAAAUGGUACUUGUUCCUUCGAAGACAAUUUGGAACUUAAUGGAGAUGUUCACAAGACGAUAUCCACAAAGAUAAGAUCUCAAACAGAUCAAGACAUUAUUCGAUUAAUUGGUCAGCAUCUCCGCGGACUGGGUUUAAAUCGUACAGCAGAACAGCUGAUGAAAGAAUCUGGUUGCAGAUUAGAUCAUCCAUCUGCAGCCAAAUUUCAAGCUCAUGUAACAGAUGGUGACUGGACAAAAGCUGAGAAAGAUCUUGGGGAUUUAAAACUUCUACUGGAAAAUCAACAUUCCCUUGUUGAAAUGAAGUUUUUGUUACUUGAGCAAAAGUACCUGGAAUAUUUAGAAGAUGGCCAUGUAUUAGAAGCACUACAGUGUCUUAGACAUGAACUUACUCCUCUACGAUUUAAUACAAAUAGAGUUCAUGAGCUCAGCAGCUACAUGAUGUGCAGCACAAGUGAAGAAUUGCGACGCAUGGCUCGAUGGGAUGGAAAAGGAGCUCAUUCAAGGCAGAAACUAAUGGAAAAACUCCAAGCGUUCCUACCACCAUCUGUCAUGUUACCUCCUAGAAGGCUUCAAACUCUUCUGCAUCAAGCUGUAGAGCUUCAAAAAGAUAGGUGUCCUUAUCAUAAUUCAAAAUCAGAAAACAGUUUGGACAAUGUAUCUCUACUUAUUGAUCAUACUUGUACAAAUAGGGAACAGUUCCCAUGUGAAACUGUCCAAAUCCUCAAAGAUCACUGUGAUGAGGUCUGGUUUUGCCGUUUCUCCAAUGAUGGUAGUAGACUCGCAACCGGAUCUAAAGAUAAUAAUGUUAUUAUUUGGGCUGUUAACCCUGAAACUCUGGAAUUGACUCAUCAAAAGACACUUGAAAACCACCCUGGUGGUGUUACUUUUUUGUCAUGGAGUCCUGAUGAUGUUUAUCUCAUUGCUUGUGGACCUGAUGACUCUUCGGACCUUUGGGUUUGGAAUGUAGAGACUGGUACCUUAAAAGUCAAAGUGAAUCAUUCACCUGAAGAUAGUCUUACUACUUGUGCCUGGAAUAUUGAUGGAAAGAAGUUUGUAUGUGGUGGAACUCGGGGUCAAUUUUAUCAAUGUGAUUUAGAUGGAAAUAUUGUUGACUCUUGGGAAGGAGUUCGAGUUCAGUGUCUCUGGUGUAGGAAAGAUGGAAAAACAAUCCUUGCUGCUGAUACUCAUCACCGUAUUAGAGGAUAUAAUUUUGAAGAUUUAACCGAUUUUAACAUAUUACAAGAAGGUCAUUCAGUCAUGUCUUUCACAUGUGACGAUACUGGAAGAAUGGCUCUCUUGAAUGUUGCAACUCAGGGUGUGCAUUUAUGGGACAUUGAAGAUCGAGUACUAGUUCGAAAAUUUCAAGGUGUUACACAAGGUUAUUAUACCAUCCAUUCAUGCUUUGGAGGGGUCAAUCAAGUUUUUAUUGCAAGUGGAAGUGAAGAUAAUAAAGUUUAUAUUUGGCACAUUAAACGAGAAAUGCCUAUAGCUGUGCUUCUUGGUCACACACGCACUGUUAAUUGUGUUUCAUGGAAUCCAAAGUAUCCAAGUAUGUUAGCUAGUGCCUCUGAUGAUGGAACUGUGCGGAUUUGGGGUCCGGCCGAAAGAUAUCGUACAAGUAAUAAAGGACAAUCCAUAAGUAUAUCAAACACAAAUGUAUAGCCUAAUUUUUUAUGUAGGAACCUGUAUUUAAACCAUUGGUGACAGAAAUCCUCUAAUGGCCUUGUUGAAUCAGUGCGUCAUCCACUGUAUCUGUAUCUCCAGAAAUGUUACUUAGGUGAACCGAGCAACUGUAUGCAAAGACUGUCUUACACUCCUCUUUGAGACCAUUAACCUUAGGUUCAUCAUCUGUAGAUUUCAGAGACUGGCCGAGGAUAUUAAACCACCCAUGUGUCAAGGUUAACUCUCUUUUGAGAGAAUUCUUGUGCCUAUGUUAUAUAAAGAGGGCAUUUCACAUGGUUUGUCGUCUGUUUUAAGAAUGCCCAAAGUUUGGUAGUACAUUAAAGUGGUGUCAUGAUUUUGGAAAUGCCUUUUUAUUUGUAGUCUUUGUUUUAUUGUGUUUGCCUUUAAUAUAGUUUGUAAAUAUUGUUGAUGUUGAUUGAUAGUAAUAAUAAAGGUAUAAUUCUGAAUGCCCAAUAACUUUUUAAAAAUUAAUUUCUUUUGUUUUCUUUGGAUUUGGUUUGUAUUUUACCUUGUUUAUCAUCUGUUGAAGUUAUACCCCGAGAUUGGUUGCUGCAUUAAAAUGAACUAAUGACUUCAAAUAUUUCUCUUCUCAUCCAUUUCACUGCAAGCUGAAUUUCUAAAUUUUAGAUUGCACAGUUUAAAAUUCAUUUAUAUGCUGAAUGAGCACAUUGACCAAAAAUAUGUUCAUAUAUCUAAAUUUGUAUUUCUUAUUGUCAGAAACUUGUUGCUAUGUUUUUAGUGUCUAUUAAGUUACUUUUAGCUUCCUGUUAUAUUGAACUUCUGAAAUCUUGAUAUUUAGUUUAAUAUGUCAAAUUUUGUUUUACAUAUAAAGUUGACUACAAAUCAAUGUGUGUCAAAAUAUUUUUCUAGUUUCUUCAUACCUUGAAAAAUUUGCAUACACUAUAAAAUUUUCAGAAUUAUCUGCCAUGUAAUAUGAUGU